AUGAAAACAUAUAGCAUACAAGACAGACAUCAUCAACAGUACACAACGCGGGCCUACUUCACCAGCCGGCUGCUGCAGCAGACGUCAGCCGACGGCGAGGGGCGCUCGCGCUCCGUCAGCAAGGACGAGCUGAUGGAGCUGCUCUACCUCAACCUGCGGCACGAGAGCCAGCUGGCGGCCGCCUGCUACCUGCCCUCCUACUGCUGGCUCACCUGCGCCACGCUGCACUACCUGCACUACACCGACGACAAGGCGCCCAUCCGAACCCUCACCGGCAUCUACACCAGCUUCCUCAGGCUCAACUUUGGAGGGGAGGUGCUGAACGCUGGAAGUGCUGCUGGCGGCGUUGGCAGUGGUCCGUCCUCAGAGCAGCAGAAGUCCUUGAUGCUGUACGUGGUCCAGACGGUGGGGAAGCUGGCUUUCGACGGCGUCACCAAGAAGCGCGCGUCCUUCUCCGAGGAGGACCUGGAGAAGGGGAUGGGCGGCGGCGAGACCAAGACGGACGAGGAGCUCCAGAAGCUGGCCAUGUUCCGCACGGACGUCAUGGACUUCUUCCUGGUGCCGUGCGUGGAGAGCAAGCGCUUGUAUGACAGCGUCGAGAGCGACGACAAACACUAUGUCUUCGCUGUCCCUGCCAUGCAGGAGUACCUCGCCGCCCUCUAUGUGGUCCUUGGUGAGAACAAAACCGCUCUGGAGAAACUCACUAAGCAGGUGUCAGCCACACUCGGCCAAGCCGGGGAGGACGUCACUACGCUCUUCAGCAUCCUCUCCAAGUUCAUACCCUUCAAGAUCUUUGCGGUGUUCAACCUCCUGAAGCUCUUUCCCAGCCUGGUGGAGAGGAUCAGCAGGAACAGUAAAGGGCACAUCGCCCGGACCAUGGCGGCCGAGAUGUUCCGGUCUGAGGACUGCUUCAAUGAGGAUGUGCUGGACCAGGUGGAGCAAAGCCUUCUGGGAGUGCAUGGGCCGCACCCGGAGGAGCACCUGGACGAGCGCGCCUUCGAGCUCUACCCCAUCUUCAUGGGCGGCCUCCUUCACUACGGCAACCGCCGCCUUCUGGAGCAAUUGGGCUGCACCAUCAAGAGCGAGACGGUCUCCCAGAUCACGAAAUCGCUCAAAAAACAGCUGGUGCGCGCCGGCCGGAACAAGCUUCCCCCCGAGGAGACCAUGGACCUCCUGACCCUCCUCUACGAGUUCCAGAACCCACGCGUCACCGCCGAGGUGAUGCAGUCCGUGCGGGCCGUCGACCUCUCCACGGUGCGCAUGACGCCGCUCAAGUGCUUCGUGCUGAGCUGGGUGCUGAACUGCUGCCCCCAGGGCUUCCUGCUGGAUGAGCUGAACCUGUCGUCCUGCAGCCUCAACCAGGAGCUGCUGCACCUGCUCUGGCCCGCCUUCAGACACGCGCGCAACCUCACAUUAUGCGAUAACGACCUCCUGGAUGAGGGGGUGCGGGCGCUGAUGGACAGCCUGCCCGAGAACCAGAGCCUGGAGCACCUGUCCCUGAUGCACGUGGGCCUGGGCGACGCGGUCGCCUUGGAGCUAGCCGAGCAGCUGGCCAAUAUCACGGGGCUGCUGGAGCUCAACGUGGCCUAUAACAACAUCGGGGACAGCACAGCCGUGGCUCUGGUCAACGCCUGCCGGGAACACCCCACCAUACACACAGUGCACCUAUACCUGAACCAGCUGACAGAGGCGGGCAAGCAGUCCCUGUACGAGCUUCAGCAGGGGGGCUCGGGGCGGCGCGUGCGUGCCCUGGCCUCCGUCAUGGAGGGCUCGGACGUCUCGGAGGACUGGAGGCCCAUCCUCAGCAUCAUCGCCAAGAACUCCAUCUCCUGGGAGAGGGAACGCGUGCGGGAACAGCUGCAGGUGUUCCUGAGAGAGCUGGAGUGGGGGCGUCUGCAGCAGAGGAGCCUCUGGAAGAGGCUUCACUUGCGCCGGGUGGAGAGCGGAGUCAAGCACACCCUCCUCAUGCUGGACAAGGCCAGUGCUAUCGGGUCGCCACCCAAAAAUAACAAACCAUCUCUGGGCAAGCUGUGGCCUACUAGUUAGGUAGCCCAGUCAAAUGUCAUGCACAUCUGUUUUUGUUUAGCUGGAUGCUGGGUCAAAAGGUAAAGUUCUGUGUCAGGCAAGGAUGAGCCGCACACCUUUUUAAGCCAUUUUUACUUUUGGAAUGUUUCGGGCCACCAUGGUUGGGCCUAAGGGUUUGCAGGUUCAAAUCUUCCGGACAGCAGCACUAACAAGCCAUUGUUUAUAACAUCAAGCCAUUAUAAAGCAUUAGCUUAGCAUCAAGCCAUUAUAAAGCAUUAGCUUAGCAUCAAGCUAUUUUAAAGCAUCUAACUUAGCAAUGGAAUUGAAGGGUUAUGGGCUUGAAUACGAAGCCCAUUGGAACUAGGCCCAGUAGUAACUAAACACUGACAGUAUAUCGCCAAUAACUUAAGCAAAGAGAGGCAAACAUCUUGGGUUAAUAUAAUUAACAAACCAGCAGUGGUGAAACUAUGCUGCCCCUAGAUAUUGUAGUUACUGCAAAUUUACAUAUCAAUAUGUAGUCACUGCAUUUUUCCUUUUGUAGACCAAUAUGGCCUACGUAGUGCUGUUGGGUCUGGAGAGACAUUAAACAUUAUAUCACGAAUAGCCAUAAAAUGCAGAGAUGGACAGGUUAGGUGUGGCCCAGCAAUAAUUAACACUACGUCAAAGAUAACCAUCAAGCAGAAGAGGAUCUAUUGAGUGCCAGUCUAUGUGUACUAAUAACUGACUGACAUCAGGCUUCAUCCCUGCUGUAUCGUAUCAUCAUUGGGAAACCCUGUAGCCUACUUGGGAGUUCAUCUUGGGACAGGAUGGUUGUACGAAAGUUACGGACGAAUGCUCUUGCUGCACCUGCAACAGUGCUAUCAGGUCUGGGCCCAGCAGUAACUAAACAUUUUAUCGUAAAGGCAUUAUCAUCAAGCAGAGAUAGACAUGCCUCACGACACGAGCAAUUGCCCAGUCGGCCCGCCCCUUGGCCCGCCCCUGCUGCGAAUGCUCGAAUGUAUUGAAUCAAAAGAUGUCUUGACGUCACGAGAACACAAAAGCCCAUUAGCAUGCGGGUAAUAAUUAAUGAAGUUAGCUGUGACGAGCAGAAGGAAUACCCAGCAGGCAUGUGGACUUUUUCAAGACAGUUUGUCCGCCUCUGUUGUCAAGAAACAUAUGCAAUAGGGACAUCAAAGCACUCGCAUUUAAAGAAAAUUCAAAAGCCUUUCUUUUAUUGCAGUGGCUUUCUAUAGUUUUUAUAAAAUGGCAGUGCCUGGGAGAGAGUGCCUUGCUGCUUAAAGCAUCUCUUACAAACUUUUGUACGAGCACUUAACACUCAACAAACAUUUUGUGAAUAGCUGACUUGACUUGAAUGGUGGGAAUGGCUGUGGGAUGUAGUGGAAUAUAUUGGAAUUUCAUAACAUAGUUUUGUGGAUUUAGCAUGUUGCUUCAUUAGGUGCUACAGUGUACUAUUGUUACUGUCUUCCAUGAACUCUCUACUUGCACGUUGCACAAUUCUGUAUCUGGCUUACCAGUUACGGGUACCAGUCCCUACCGUGACUAUUAACUGAGAACCUUUCGAUGAACUGCCAUUGUGGUGUGAGAUGUAGCACUGCCUAGCAGUCAGCAAUAUGCGCCUGCCGUGUCGGGAUCAAAUUCCAUUGCACCCAUUCUGUCUUGCAAAGCAAAAAGGCAGUAACUGCACAGAGCUCCAAACUGAGUCAAAUGACUUUAAAAUGAUACUUUAACCCAGUAGGUUUGUGUAGAUUAUUACAUGUGUCCAUUUUGUUACUUUAUAUUACCACAUUCUUUGCAGAUUUACUAUUUUAUUUAACUUUUAUAUAUAGUAAGUAAUUAUAGUCACAGUAACUCAUUUUCAACAACAGUGCAGUUUCUGCCUUUUUGCUUUGUAGGGAAGUGUUGUCGCCUAUGGAAAGUGUUACAAACAUUGAUGCUAUAGUAUUUGGUCGGUUGCAUUUCAGCAUGUACUGUAUUUGGUUCGGUGGGAUCUUGGAUGUGAACAUUUCCAUUUAGUUGGAUGUCUAACAUGAUAUGUCUGGUGUUUUAAACUAGGAGUUAUGGUAUUUGAUGUAAAAUGAUUAUAAUGAAAAGGGAACCGUUUGACAGAUUUUUAUGAGAUGCCAAAUCUCUCAGAUGUUAAAUUAAAUUGAUUUGAUUUAUUUGAAAGUGGUAUUGAAGAAUAAAGCCAAAAUAUAAAAUGA
Engraulis encrasicolus (European anchovy) is the source of this 4226-nucleotide messenger RNA. RefSeq names its product NLR family member X1 (gene nlrx1). The record is from RefSeq and is a predicted model, not a curated record. Gene Ontology annotation, biological process: negative regulation of canonical NF-kappaB signal transduction. The transcript has 8 exons. Gene Ontology annotation, cellular component: mitochondrion. NCBI's taxonomy places the organism in Eukaryota, Metazoa, Chordata, Actinopteri, Clupeiformes, Engraulidae. The coding region runs from base 1 to 2046 and encodes 681 amino acids.